Messenger RNA from Aplysia californica (California sea hare), 1128 nucleotides. RefSeq lists its product as uncharacterized. Gene Ontology annotation, molecular function: G protein-coupled receptor activity. The coding region runs from base 1 to 1128 and encodes 375 amino acids. The transcript has 2 exons. Lineage: Eukaryota; Metazoa; Mollusca; Gastropoda; Aplysiida; Aplysiidae. Gene Ontology annotation, cellular component: membrane. Gene Ontology annotation, biological process: G protein-coupled receptor signaling pathway. The record is from RefSeq and is a predicted model, not a curated record.
AUGCCAUUCUGGGAAAACGUGUCUUCGACCACUUCCACUAAAGACGGCAUUCCUCUUCCUGGUCUGAUAGGGGAUGGAGCAGCUAAAAUCAUCCUCGUCGUCCACCUCGUUGUCAUGGGUCAAAUCGUCAGCGUGUUCGGUAUCAUCGCAAACACUAUCAACAUCGUCGUUUUCUUCAAACAAGGCUUCAAUGAGAGCACCACCAUCAGCUUAUUUGCUCUCGCUGUAGGUGACUUGUGUGCUCUAUUGAUACUGCAGUGGUUCACCCUCUGUAUUAACCCUUGGUUUUCCCAACUCCCACUCUCAUUUAGCCCUCUUGAGAUCCAGAGUCUCACAGCCGGCUAUCCACGAAUCUGUUUUGUUCGCAUUACGGGCUGGAUCACAGCCUUUGUGGCCUUUGAACGUUGUCUUAGCGUCGUCGUUCCUCUGAAGGUAAAGUCUAUCAUCACCACAAGGGUCGCUGCUCUCGUCAAUAUUCUCGUGUUUUUCUUCUCGUUUUGCAGCAUGGUACCAGUCUACUCUACCGCCUACUAUGACUGGAAGUUCUACCCUCAACAAAACCGAUCCCUUAUGGGUAUUUUCUUCACCACAAACAAAGACGCAGUCCUCGGGGUUUCUCUAUUCAUUACUGACUUCUUUGGACCCCUAACUUCCUUCACCAUUGUCAUAAUCUGCACUUGCGUCAUCAGCCUUGAGUUACGUAAAAAAGCAAAAUGGCGGCAUCACACUUCCAGCAAAGCGAUAAUUUCCGGUCAGAAGAAUUUUGGGAAGGAGAACCGAGUGGUCAUCAUGGUGACGAUUAUUUCUAUUCUUUUUAUCGUCUCAGCUACCCCAAUGACUGCUUCACUGACCGCCAGAGCUCUCAUUCCGGAACUGAACAUCAUUGGACGUUACAAAAAUCUCUCCUGGUUGUCAGCCUCGGUCAGUUUCCUUAUGGAGACAGUCAACUCAAGUGUCAACAUAUUUGUCUACUACAGAAUGAGCACCAAGUGGGUCAGACAUCUGAACAAUGGACCAGAAGAAGAGGACGAGGAGUCGUCCACGAGCUCAUCAGACAGGUCUCGACUAGGUCGGCCUCCAAGCAGAGUGAACAUCACCAACAAGAAAGAGGCACGGAAGCAGAGAUGA